AUGACAGCCACCCUAAAGUGCGAACGAGAGUGUAGAAAGCAGAUCGGAACGUGUAGAAUGGACAAGCGCUGGGAGGUGGUGGGCAUUGUGCUAGCUGCUUUUCUGCUUGUGGACUCGCAACUUGUGGCAGAGAUUCUUGUGAAAAGAGUGUCAGGUCGAACACUGGGCACCGCUUCCUUUGAGAAUGUCCUGUGGGUUACUGUACUUCGACAUCUUUUGGAACGGUGCAGCAGCACAACUACGACUCCAGGCUACUUGAUGUCCGCACAGGGUUAUUUUUGGUUGCUUGUUUGUGCCACACCAUCAGCUCACAUUAUUCAGUCAGAUUUGGAUAGUUUAGUAUGCGAUUGCUUACGCCCCUUUCACUACCAGAGGCAUGCAAAUUGGGUACAUAUGCUGGCCUACAACACAUUGGCAUAG
This is a messenger RNA of Ostreobium quekettii, 420 nucleotides long. NCBI's taxonomy places the organism in Eukaryota, Viridiplantae, Chlorophyta, Ulvophyceae, Bryopsidales, Ostreobiaceae. The record is from the annotation of a GenBank genome assembly.